This is a messenger RNA of Paraglomus brasilianum, 1242 nucleotides long. The record is from the annotation of a GenBank genome assembly. Lineage: Eukaryota; Fungi; Glomeromycota; Glomeromycetes; Paraglomerales; Paraglomeraceae.
AUGGACACACACAGCGGGUCUCUUUUUCCUGGCUCGGCUCGAAAGAGAAAGCUGAACGACUCCCACUCGCCUCAAAACACUGAAGACGCGGACGACUCGUGGGUAGACGUCUACAAAAACAUUAAACGAAUGGAUACGCUGUAUGAUGCCACAUUCUACAACUGGUUGAAAUCAGAAGACAACGUGGUUGUAAUAUCAAUGUAUUUGCAUCGCAUUGCUAAUCAAUAUCCACUGCCGAGGAUUAUUAACGCCUUGAAGUGGUUGAUUAGCGACUGGAGAUUGGAAAGCAUUGCAGUAUUGGUUAAGCAAGUUACUGUCGAUUGGAAAGGGAAUGAAGGCGACUCUCGUCGUGGAACACUUCUCCGCCAUAUGACUUACAACUGGGCUCCACAAUUUACCGCGUCACUUAUUGCUAGCAUUCUCACAGCACCUCCAUAUACUACAUCAACGUCAUACGUCGCAUCUAUAACAACCAUAAAUGCUGCGAGGCAGCGGUUCCUGAAAGCGUUAACGAGCGACUAUGAUUUCUCAAAGUUGUCAGAGUUUUUAAUGUGCCUUGGAUCGCAAUUGUCCUUAUCAUCUUCUUCAUCCUCAUCGGUUGUGGGUUGCGUUAGGAGUAGCAACGGAGAUGGGAUAAUAGUUGGAGGAACAGUGGCUUCAUCCUCAACGUUUUCCUUCUCUUCUUCAUCAACGCUCACCUCGAAUCAAUCCAUUCAACAUGAACACAUAGAAACAAUUGAGCUUGAACACAAGAUAAAAGUUGCGCUGUUGAAAGAUGCGGCAAGAAGGGAAAGGGAAAAAGAAGCGGAGUUGGAGGAAAAGAUUGCAAGGCGAUGCAGAGAAUGGAGAGAGAGGGGGUCGGAUAGAGAGGGUGGAGAGGCAAAGAGGUUGAAAUUGAGCGACGAGAGCGAGAAUACUCGUGCUAGGGUUCUUGAACGUAUAGGAAAUAAUAAUGGAGACGAGACGAGCGCGAGUAUUAUAUCAACUUUAAGUAUAAGGACGAGAGAACAAUUGGUUUCAGAUGCAGGACAUUCUGAGGACGGAUUGAUUUUGGGAGAGAGCGGAGAGGGCGUUGCUGUUGUUAUUGGAAGUUCAAAUUCUCACGGUCAUGGACAUACUUUUGGAGGUCAAGCCAGUCAUGAUUGUCAGAGUAUCGAAACUGCAGUACCAAGUCAAGAAGGUCUUACAAAGAGUGUCCCAUCGAAUGAUGGGAGUAUUAGUGGCAACGAAAUGAUUUUAUAG